AGGGAUGGACAGGGUUACACAUGCCCUGUAUAUCCAUAUCUGGUGCAAUGCCUCUCUCUGAAGGAGACUUCUGGACAUCCCUGAGGCUAUACCUGCAUCCGCAGGGCUCUGCAGCUGCUCCAGCCGUGUCUGGAAUUGAGAAAAUCCCACAGCCACAUUAUGCUAAUAUAUUUAAUCCCAUUGGUUGGCGAUGAGAGAUUUCCCCUCACCUUCCCUGGGCUAUGCUAAUGAGAGUUAAUCGCAUUGGCUGGCCCGCCAGCGGCAGCUCCAAAUAUCAUUUGCAUGGCUGCGUAUGGCAGGCGUCUCUUUGUUGUCAACCCAGAGCCUGCGAGCUGUGUGUGCAUCUAAUGCAGCUCUGGUCCCUGCCUGUCCGCCGCACCUGCUUCUUAGGGAAAGGCUGCGAACAGCGGCGGCUGCAAGAAAAUAACUUUCGACCCCGGGUCUCUCUUCUGCAAGGGAGGCUGGGACGGGUUCCGAUGCUGUGGAGCGUCCCCUUUCCAGCACAGGACUGGAGGCUGCUCUCUGCCUUUGUGUGUUCAACGCCGGCACUGGCUUGGGGCAACCCGUUGGGUUCCCUGCUUCCUUGUCGGAUUGUUGCUAUCUGAGCCGCGAGGGAGAGGCUUUGGCUGCCAGAGUAGGAUGGUGGAUCUGGAGAGUGAGGUGCCUCCUCUUCCUCCCAGGUAUAGGUUUCGGGAUUUGCUGCUGGGAGACCAAGGAUGGCAAAACGACGACAGGGUACAAGUUGAAUUUUAUAUGAAUGAAAAUACAUUUAAAGAGAGACUGAAGCUAUUUUUCAUCAAAAACCAAAGAUCAAGUCUCAGAAUACGAUUGUUCAAUUUUUCUCUCAAGUUAUUAAGCUGUUUGUUAUAUAUAAUUCGAGUGCUCCUGGAUGAUCCUACACAAGGACAUGGAUGCAAGGAAUUAAACAGGGGCUGUUCCAGUCAAAACUACACACCGACAAAGAUUGAUUGGUCUCCUAUUAUUUGGGUGAACAGAAGCUUGCCUUUAUGGGGAUUACAGGUUUCAGUGGCUUUGAUAAGUCUGUUUGAAACAAUGCUGCUGGGUUAUCUGAGCUACAAGGGAAACCUCUGGGAACAAGUUUUGCGAAUACCCUUCCUCCUGGAAAUAAUCAACGCUGUCCCCUUUAUCAUUACAAUUUUCUGGCCUGCACUAAGAAACAUAUUUAUUCCAGUAUUUUUAAAUUGCUGGCUUGCCAAACAUGCUUUGGAGAACAUGAUUAAUGAUCUCCAUAGAGCCAUUCAACGUACACAGUCUGCAAUGUUUAACCAAGUUCUUAUUUUAAUAUCCACAUUGCUGUGUCUUAUCUUCACCUGUAUUUGCGGAAUUCAGCAUCUGGAGCGAGCAGGAAACAAGUUGACUCUCUUUGACUCCCUUUAUUUCUGCAUAGUGACAUUUUCCACUGUGGGGUUUGGGGAUGUUACACCCAAGAUCUGGCCUUCAAAACUGCUGGUUGUCAUUAUGAUCUGUGUUGCCCUUGUGGUGUUGCCCAUACAGUUUGAACAGCUGGCUUAUUUGUGGAUGGAGAGACAGAAGUCUGGGGGUAACUACAGUCGACACAGAGCUCAGACAGAGAAACAUGUGGUACUGUGCGUCAGCUCCCUGAAGAUUGACUUGCUUAUGGAUUUCUUAAAUGAGUUCUAUGCUCAUCCCAGACUGCAGGACUAUUAUGUGGUUAUUUUGUGUCCUACUGAAAUGGAUGCUCAAGUGAGAAGGGUGUUGCAAAUUCCAAUGUGGUCUCAAAGAGUUAUCUAUCUGCAAGGCUCAGCACUGAAAGAUCAGGACCUGUUGAGAGCUAAGAUGGAUGAUGCUGAGGCCUGUUUCAUUCUGAGUAGCCGGUGCGAAGUGGACAGGCCAGCAGCGGAUCAUCAAACCAUUUUAAGAGCCUGGGCAGUUAAAGACUUUGCCCCAAAAUGUCCGUUAUAUGUUCAAAUAUUAAAACCCGAAAAUAAAUUCCACAUCAAGUUUGCAGAUCACGUUGUAUGUGAAGAGGAGUUCAAAUAUGCUAUGCUAGCUUUAAACUGUAUCUGCCCAGCUACUUCUACGCUAAUCACCCUGCUGGUUCAUACCUCUAGAGGACAAACAGCACCCUGGGAAGCUUUUAGACAUCUAACUGGAACCAAGCAGACUUUAACCAGGGAGGGUCAACAAUCACCAGAACAGUGGCAGAAAAUGUACGGCAGAUACUCUGGUAAUGAAGUGUAUCACAUUAAUCUGGAGGACAGUACGUUUUUUGCUGAAUAUGAGGGAAAGAGCUUUACAUAUGCUUCUUUCCAUGCACAUAAAAAAUUUGGAGUCUGUCUGAUUGGUGUUAGGAGGGAAGAUAACAAAAACAUUUUGCUGAAUCCAGGCCCUCGAUAUAUUAUGAGCUCUACAGACAUAUGUUUUUAUAUCAACAUCACCAAAGAAGAAAAUUCAGCUUUUAAAAAGCAAGAACAGCAUAGAAAAAAUAAUGAAUCCAAGUCAUACUAUCAUGGACCUUCUAGGUUACCCUUGCACAGUGUAAUUGCCAGUAUGGGGACCGUGGCUAUAGAUUUACAAGAUACAGGAUGUAGAUCUUCCAGUGGACCUACCCUAACCCUUCCUUCAGAGGGAAGUAAAGAUGGCAGAAGAUCUAGCAUAGCACCUGUUUUGGAGGUUGCAGAUUCCUCAUCACUUCAAACAUGUGAUCUUCUAAGUGACCAGUCAGAGGAUGAAACUACUCCAUCAGAUGAUGACAUUUCUACAGGUUUAGAGUAUGCUAAAGGUUAUCCUCCUUACUCUCCUUAUAUUGGAAGUUCUCCCACGUUUUGCCAUCUGCUGCAUGAAAAAGUGCCAUUUUGUUGUUUAAGACUGGACAAGGGGUGCCAACAUAACUACUAUGAAGAUGCCAAAGCCUAUGGCUUCAAAAAUAAAUUGAUUAUAGUUGCAGCAGAGACAGCUGGAAAUGGCUUAUACAACUUUAUUGUUCCACUCAGAGCUUAUUACAGACCAAAGAAAGAACUCAACCCUAUAGUAUUACUUCUGGAUAACCCGCCAGAUAUGCAUUUUCUGGAUGCAAUCUGUUGGUUCCCAAUGGUUUACUACAUGGUGGGCUCUAUUGACAACCUAGAUGAUUUGCUAAGAUGUGGGGUGACCUUUGCUGCCAACAUGGUGGUUGUGGACAAGGAAAGUACUAUGAGUGCUGAGGAAGACUAUAUGGCAGAUGCCAAGACUAUUGUAAAUGUACAAACUCUCUUUAGGUUGUUUUCAAGUCUAAGCAUAAUCACAGAACUAACUCACCCAGCCAAUAUGAGAUUCAUGCAGUUCAGAGCCAAAGACUGCUACUCUCUUGCGCUAUCAAAACUGGAAAAGAAAGAACGGGAGAAGGGUUCUAAUCUGGCAUUUAUGUUUCGACUGCCUUUUGCUGCUGGAAGGGUUUUCAGCAUCAGUAUGUUGGACACCCUCCUGUACCAGUCAUUUGUGAAGGAUUAUAUGAUCUCUAUCACAAGACUUCUGCUGGGACUAGAUACCACACCAGGAUCUGGGUUUCUUUGUUCUAUGAAAAUCACAGAAGAUGAUCUAUGGAUUAGGACAUAUGCCAGACUAUAUCAGAAACUUUGUUCUUCAACAGGAGAUAUUCCUAUUGGAAUCUAUAGAACUGAAUCCCAAAAGCUUACAACAUCUGAGUCACGAGAAAUAGCUUCGCAAUCUCAAAUCUCUAUUAGUGUUGAAGAAUGGGAAGACACCAAAGACACAAAAGAACAAAUAAACAACCGCAAUAACCAUCGUAACUCCACAUCCAGCGAUCAGUCAGAUCAUCCCUUGUUACGACGGAAGAGCAUGCAGUGGGCCCGACGGCUGAGCAGAAAAGUGCCAAAGCACUCCGGCAAAACAGCGGAGAAAAUAAGUCAGCAGCGGAUGAGCCUUUACAAGCGGUCUGAAAGACAGGAACUUGCUGAACUUGUGAAGAACAGAAUGAAGCACUUGGGACUUUCCACAGCAGGAUAUGAUGAAAUGAAUGAUCAUCAAAACACCGUCUCUUACAUCCUAAUCAAUCCUUCUCCAGAUACAAGACUAGAGCUGAAUGAUGUUGUUUACUUGAUCCGACCCGAUCCAUUGGCAUAUGUUCCAAAUACCGCAACCAGCCAAAAAAAUAGCUUCUGCAAUACUGUUGGGCAAGACGCCAGGGAAGAAACACAACUUUGAUAUAUUAUUCUGCUCAAUGAUAAGAGACCAUUUUUAUAUUGUGUCUAGUAACUGCUUUGAAAUCUAAUCAAAAUGGAAUGUUUAUAUUUUGUUCAGAUCUUCUUGGACCAGAGAGAAUGCUACCUGUAAGUGGGCAAGAAUUCAAGUUUGGGAAAACAUGUACUCUAAUGAAAGUGAUUGCUAUUCUGUAGCCUAUUCCAGUAAUUUUGGAAAUGGAACUGUGUCACACAUUAAUGGAGUGAUUAUGAAAAGCUAGAUUACAUUUUAACAAUCUAAUCGGAACAAAUUCCAUCAGAAUGAAUUUAAUUGCUGCUUCUAAAUGUUAUGUUUCACUAACAGAGAGUGAAUCACUAAGCCUCUGACCCGUAACUUGAAAGAAUAUCAAUGUGCAAAACAUACAACACACCUGCACAGACACUGGUACACAUACAGAGGCAUAUUUUAGUAGUAGUAAAUAUUCCUAUUAGGGUAGCUCUCAAAUGCCCCCAUCAAGAUCAUGUACGAGAAUCAAAGUCCAUUAAAUUAUUUUCAAGUUUGUCUCUUUCCCCACUUAUAUUAGAACAGACCAAUUUUAUAGGCCCAAUAUGGCCCUUUAGAAUGUAUUUGAUUAUUAGUUCUGCUGAGUUCAGACAGAGAUCAGUUUGCAGAGGGCAUACUAAGUGAACCCUACAAGGUCUAUUCUAAGGGAUUUCCAAGGGAUAAAUCCUGGCAGGUACACACGGAUGUUUUGGUUUUACAGAACCACACACACACAGAGUUCAAAAUGGAGGAAGUUCUGAAAAAGUAAUGGGUGUCAGAACCCUUCCCUAAAAACAGGAAUAGUGUUAUUCCCUCAUGAUUGUGAAGAAAAUCUUCUAGCUGAAGUACCAACUGAUAAAUGCUGCCUGUCUGCCUGGCUAUCCAGACAUAUCUGAACGAUAGCUGAGGUGCAAAUGGCCACAUUCAUCUCAAUGGGUUGUUAACUUGAAAUAUCAAGAAUUAAAUGAAGGGCAUAUCACUUUCGUAUCUGGCUAAUGAACAUCUCAGACCCUAAAUGCCUCCUAUAUCUAUGCAGAUGAAAGAGCCCCAAAUGUCCACUCUAGUAUCCAAUUGCCACCUCCUCCAGUUUCCCCUUAAGAUCCAGUUGUGAAUUUUCAAUAUAAAAUUAUGCAGCUUGAAAAUUAAAGAGCAUUUGAGACAAUGCAAUAUCUGAGGAACUCAGAUGGGACACUGGACUAAAUACAUAGUUUCAUUUCAUAUUUAAUACAAGAAAAUCCCUCAAAAUUGUAUCAGUUGACUGUAGCUGCUUCAUAAUCUCCAGUCUGCAGAGAAUGCAGGGUACUUGCCCCACAAGUUGUGUUACUAUGGAAUACACAGGGUCUUGCAUAUGGUCUUCCAACAUUGCAUGCUUGCUCCUCCACCUCUCUAAUAAAGGGAAGAUUGUGCAUGAACAAUAAACAGUCUAGGUAUUUGCAAAAGAAGUCCCACUUGUAAUAAUCCAUAUAAAAUUUACAAGAGAAUUCUUCAGACUAGCCAUAUGAUUGAGUGGCAAUGCUGAUUGUUCUUUGAACUCCUUGAUAACCCUACAUGUACAGAAGUUAUUAAAUAGUCUGCAAGAACAUUUAACUACUUGUUUACAUUAUAUUUUCUAUAUUUGGAACAGCAGCUAUAUGGUUGUAUGUGUCCUGAAAAAUAAAAAUGCCAAAAUUGCUCAAUGAGCCAUUCAUGGAUGUGAAUGUAAUUUACUGUAUGUAAUGCUGUCAACUUUAGUGUCACAUUCACCUGCUGAGUGACAGGGAGCCAGUUACUAUCCCCAUCAUUUUUCCAGCUCCUCCUUUCCACCCAAAUCUCUUCUUUUUUUACGUUCUAUGAAUUGACUUCUUGGUUAAAUAAACUCAUUAUAUUAAGUCAGCUCCUAUUAUACCACAACAUAUUUUGAGCAGCAUUCUCUUUUCUGAUAGUACUAGCUAAAUUCAGCAAAGUAUGUACAUCUUAAAACUGAAAUCCUUACUUUAUUUUCUUAAGUGUAAUAUAGCAAGAAUUUUCCUCCAGGGCAGAUUGGAAGGCCCUGGAGGUUUUUCGCCUUCCUCUGUAGCAUGGGGCACGGGUCACUUGCUGGAGGAUUCUCUGCUCCUUGAGGUCUUCAAACUACAAUUUGAGGACUUCAAAGCACAGAUAUAGGUGUGAGGUCUUUUUUAGGAGUGGUGGGUGAAAUUCUGUGGCCUGCAUUGUGCAGGAGGUCAGACUAGAUGAUCAUAAUGGUCCCUUCUGGCCUAAAUAUCUAUGAAUCUAUGAAUCUAUCUAUGAAGAUGAUCUGGGAAACAGAAUAUAAGUUCCUUUUUUUCUGCAGUUCAACAUAUCCAAAUCUCUGUUGGCUUUCCAACAAGUUUUAAUAACCCUGAUUAGAGUACAAAAUGAGUCAGUUUUUGAUUUGUUUCUUGCAUACAUAUGCCCGAAGGAUGAAUUCUAUCAGAAAAAAAUCAUUAUAAUUGAAGGGAGUAGGGGAGCUGCUUCAUACUUAAAAUUUCUUCUGUGCACAUUGCAAAUGGAAUACUUUUUACACUGCUGUUUAUAAUCAUGGAAUUGGUGCAAGUCAAAUGGUUUUCAAAAUAUUUGUUUGCUAAUCUAUGUACUUUUUCACAUGCAGUGUAUGAUAAAAGCAUUGUCUGACUCAAUAGAGGAAGUAUUUCGGAACAAAUCUCAUCUGUUAGGUGAAUAAUUGUUACAACAGCAACAGAAGAAAGAGGGGAAGGAUUUCUAAAAUCACUUAUUUUGCUCUGCCAUGUAGGAAGAAUCCUAUGCUUAGUAGCAAUAGAUGGAAUAUAACCUAUUUUAUUAAUUCAAAUUCAUAAGAUGGUUACAAUUUGAAAGACAAGAUCUGACUGUAGUUUUAAAUCCACAAACAAACAAAAGUGAACAUUUCACUUUGACAUGGAAUUAAAGGUCACACCAUGUAAUAGCUACUCUGAAGGUAACUACCAGGGAACAUUUGAAUACAGAGUAUGUAAUAAAUCGCUUAUCACACAA
Molecule: messenger RNA, 7191 nt
Organism: Caretta caretta (loggerhead turtle)
Lineage: Eukaryota; Metazoa; Chordata; Testudines; Cheloniidae
Gene: KCNT2
Product: potassium sodium-activated channel subfamily T member 2
Biological process (GO): potassium ion transmembrane transport
Cellular component (GO): plasma membrane
Molecular function (GO): intracellular sodium-activated potassium channel activity; outward rectifier potassium channel activity
Source: RefSeq, a predicted model, not a curated record